GUCCGGUGCCUGGAGCCCUGGCACGUCGCUGGGACAACAGGACUGUGGUCAUUCUGGGCGGUCUGGUGAUGGCCAGUGGAUUCCUCUUCAGUUACUUCGCCAUGAAUGUUUAUUUCUUAGUGGUGACCAUAGGGAUAAUAGCAGGUACUGGUGCUGGUUGUUGCUAUCUCCCAUCCGUGUCCAUGGUUGCCAUGUAUUUCACUUCCAAGCGCUCGGUCGCCAUGGGGAUCGCCGCGUCCGGUUUAGGCGCUGGGGCAUUUUUCAUGGCACCGUUCAUAAAUUGGUUGGUAGACUUCUAUGGGUGGCGAGGCUGCAUGCUCAUCUUGUCCGGGAUCUCGCUCAACAUGUGUGUUCUCGGCUCUCUGAUGAGGCCACUAAACAAAGCCCCGAGAUGUCGUAACUGUCGUUGGGAGGUGGACGAGGUGGACCUCAUCUCCGACAACUUCUCCUCCACGGCCUCCAGGAAAAGUGUCACCGUCGGGGAUUGUGGGAGCGUUGCUGACGCAUGUGCAAGCGAGUGUGAGCACGAGAUGUGCAGUGGUGUCGUCGAUGUCAGCGAGAGCGGGGGCGGUGGCUUCAUGGCCGGCUGUAGACGUCCUCGCACCUGCGUGUAUUCAUCGCUUCCAAAGUACGAGAUGGACUCGGGUGUGUCCCCCGUAGCGUAUUUCCCCGCCCACCCAGCCGUAAUCUCGCAGCAUGACGGCAAGCACAGCAGAGGCCAUUCUCCUGAGAGUGGUGUUAAACAUAGCAACGAGCACUCCCGGCACGACAAGCCAGAUUUGAACUCUGAUAAUCUGUCUUGCAACCUUAGUGCUCCGGACGCUGCUUCCGACGUCCCCUUAUUAGGAAUACGUUCUCGCCAGAUGAGUCCUGAAAGUGAGCGGAGGUCGUUUGGUUCCCAACCAGAUCAGUUUUCUCAGAGCAACUCGUCUCACCUAUGCAAUGAUUCCUUUACGUCACCAAAAAAUACUCUUACAUCUCAGUCGAGUCAUGAUACCAAAGGAAAUCAUGCUUUCUUGCAGAACAGAGCAGUAGAAUCUUUGAAGGUGUUGGAAUCAAGAGUACGCAGGGGAAGCAUAGACGCUACAACUUCUUCUAUCAAAUUUGAUUCCAAUAUAUCCAAGCAAAAACCUUACGCAAGCCAAAUGGAGCUGAGGGACAAGAACUCUAUAAUAUUCUCAAGCCCUGGUCCAAAUCCAGAGCCUGCCAUUGUGUCGUCUUUCAAUGACCUUCAGGUAAUGCUGACUGGAAAUAUUGGGAGUUUAAUGUUUCUGGACAAAGCCUUCAGCCCUUCCAUGACGAGUAUGUGUGCCAGUAAACCUUCUGUGCUCGUGGGUUCUCAUCGCAUGGAUCAAGGGUCAGAGGCCAUCUCCGAUGAUGGACUUGAUGGCCCUAAGAACACUUGGUGGCGAAAGUUUAAGGCUCCAAUGCUCACCUACAUUCGCCUGCUCCAGAAUGGGACCUUCUUAGUGUUCAGCAUCAGUAACUUCUUCACAAAUUUGUCCUUCUUUAUGCCUGUGCUCUACAUGGUGGACAGAGCUCAGGACAGUGGGAUCCAGAAAGGAGACGCAGCGAUGUUGGUAUCCGUGUAUGGCGCCGGCAACAUCUUUGGGAAGCUGUUUUUUGGCUGGCUGGCUGACCGAGGCCUGGUGGACCGCCUCUUCUACUACAUCGCCUGCCUCACAGUGUGUGGGGUUUCUACUUCCCUGAGUCCCCUGUGUGGUUCGAAUCACGUGCUACACAGCUCAUACGCGUUUGUCUUUGGAUGUUUUAUAGGUGCUUAUGUCACUUUAGUUCCUAUCGUGACCGUAGAUCUCAUGGGGCUCUCAGUGGUCGGAGAGUCGUUUGGACUUCUGCUCUGCUUCAUGGGUGUAGCCACAGCUUUCGGGAGCCCAGUCGCUGGCUGGAUCUUUGAUGCCACCGGGAGCUACACCAUCUCCUUCAUUCUGCACGGACUGUUCAUCGUGUUCAGCGCUCUCAUGUUGUUGCCACUGCUGGUGAUGAAGCGGAGGCAGAGAGACGGGGCUGCAGUACCGGUUGUGGAGGUUGAGGAAACAACGUGACAACCCAAGAUGGCCAACCCUACCCCCCCCCUACCCCCCUACACCCCCCCUCAAAACCUAUCCCCCUCCCUCCCACAAAAAAAAUCCCCCGUCAUCAACCAAAAACUAAACUAUAGGCAAGAGAAUGAAAUAUUUUAUGUACAGAGAUUGUUGAGAGAGUGGGAGUGAAAUAGAACAGAAAAAA
This is a messenger RNA of Aplysia californica (California sea hare), 2247 nucleotides long. RefSeq lists its product as uncharacterized. Lineage: Eukaryota; Metazoa; Mollusca; Gastropoda; Aplysiida; Aplysiidae. Gene Ontology annotation, molecular function: monocarboxylic acid transmembrane transporter activity. The record is from RefSeq and is a predicted model, not a curated record. Gene Ontology annotation, biological process: transmembrane transport; monocarboxylic acid transport.